Rotaria sp. Silwood1 is the source of this 470-nucleotide messenger RNA. The record is from the annotation of a GenBank genome assembly. Lineage: Eukaryota; Metazoa; Rotifera; Eurotatoria; Philodinida; Philodinidae.
AUUUUAGUUACUUGUAAUAAAUCUGAAUACUAAAUUAAUUUUAUCACUAUGUCCAAUAAGUCAACAAGCAUUAAAGAAGAUUCAAAAUCAAACACAACAGCAAAUCUUCAUAAUUGAUGAAAUAACAACAAAUGGUGAAGGUUGGACUGAUGAUGCAAUACAAACUGAAAGCGAAGGUUCAUAUGAUAUUGAAAUGACAUUAUCAUCUGAUGUUGUAUGUUUUUAUUCAAAUAUAUAAAUUAUUUGUUUAUUUUAUAAAUAUUUCUAAAUUUUUAUUUUAAUUAUCAAGAUUUGAUGCAUAUUCAUCAAAAUUAUUUUAUCCAAUAGUUGGAUUAAAAUUAGAAGAAUUCGUUGGGCGCCUUCAAAUCGCUUAUCAUUUAAUAACAAAUGAAAAAUUUCGUUCAAUAUUAUUAUCUGUUCCACUAUUUAUUAUUGAAUCAUGUCAAUUUAUUCUUGAAAGUCAACCAUGA